Messenger RNA from Helicoverpa armigera (cotton bollworm), 2029 nucleotides. Its product is annotated as cytochrome P450 9e2. Gene Ontology annotation, molecular function: monooxygenase activity; oxidoreductase activity, acting on paired donors, with incorporation or reduction of molecular oxygen; iron ion binding. The transcript has 11 exons. The record is from RefSeq and is a predicted model, not a curated record. The coding region runs from base 156 to 1748 and encodes 530 amino acids. NCBI's taxonomy places the organism in Eukaryota, Metazoa, Arthropoda, Insecta, Lepidoptera, Noctuidae.
UGUUACGUAACGAACCGCAGUGUGGUCGAUCGCGCUGAUCGCAACAAACGCGUAGUUAGACGAUUUAUGAACCAAAAAAAUUAAGUGUAUCAUGAAGAACGAGAAGUAAACAUCACUUAUUUGUGACAAAUUAUAGUGUAGAAACCAAUUGAAAGAUGAUGAUGCUACUACUAUGUCUGGCAGUUUUGGUGGUAGUGGUGGUGUUCUACCUCCAGAAGGCACACUCGACGUUCAAGGAGAAAGGCGUCAAGUACCUGAAUACAAUCCCAAUAUUGACUGACUUGUGCUCCAUGUUGAUGCCUAGCGAACACAUCGGAGAGACUAUUAAGAGCUUGUACAAUAGCUACCCGGAGGAAAGAUUCGUCGGCAAAUAUGAUUUUUUGAAGGAGUCUGUAGUAAUCCGUGAUAUUGAACUAUUGAAGAAAAUCACCAUCAAAGAUUUUGAACACUUUGUAGAUCAUUCCAGUCCUGGACCUGAUGACUCUUUAUUUGGCAGGAGUUUGUUCUUUUUGAAAGGUCACGAAUGGAAAGACAUGCGCACAUCUUUAAGCCCAGCAUUCACAAGUUCCAAGAUACGUCAAAUGGUGCCUUUUAUGAUGGAAGUCGGUGAACAAAUGAUAUUGUCUUUGAAGAAGAAGUUGAAAAACUCUGGAGGAGACUACAUAGAUGUUGAGUGCAAGGACCUAACGACGCGCUUUGCCAAUGAUGUGAUAGCUUCUUGCGCCUUCGGUCUGAAGGUAGACUCUCACGCCGAUGAAGACAAUGAGUUCUAUAAGAUGGGCAAAGCAGUGUCUUCUUUUAAGUUUUCUCAAAUACUGUUUUUCAUCCUGUUAUCAAGCCUGCCUUUUGUUAAUAAGCUUAUCGCCAUUGAUGUCGUGCCGAAGCCUGCUCAGGAUUUCUUCAGGCGCUUAGUAUUAGACGCGAUGAAAGAGAGGGAACAGAAGAAUAUUUUUAGACCUGAUAUGAUUCACUUGCUUAUGGAGGCCAAAAAAGGUAAACUAUCUCAUGAAGAAGUCAAGUCUAAGGACGAGGCUGCUGGUUUCGCAACCGUCGAAGAAUCAACAGUUGGCCGAAAACAAUUGACUAGAGUAUGGAAGGAUGAUGACCUAGUCUCCCAAGCAUUCCUGUUCUUUGCUGCUGGUUUUGAAUCAGUGUCGUCCAGUAUGUCAUUUCUCCUGUAUGAGCUGGCUUUGAACCCUGACGUACAAGAGCGACUGGCGCAGGAGAUCAGGGACUAUGACGCUAAGAGUGGCGGCAAGUUCGACUUCAGCUCCAUACAGAGCUUGAAGUAUAUGGAUAUGGUUAUUUCAGAACUGUUAAGGAGAUGGCCACCAUUUGUGGUCUUAGACAGACAAUGCACAAAGGAUUAUAAUUUGGGGAAACCAAACCCUGAUUCUGAAAAAGAUUAUAUUUUACGUGAAGGCGCAGAUAUUCUGGUACCGGUGUACGGAAUCCACUUAAAUCCUGAAUACUUCCCUAACCCUGAGAAGUUUGACCCUGAACGGUUCUCUGAUGAAAACAAACACAAUAUUAAACCAUUCACGUACAUGCCUUUUGGUAAUGGACCUAGGAAUUGUCUGGGAUCGAGAUUUGCUCUGUGCGAGAUGAAAGUGAUAACAUACCAGUUAAUCCGGCACAUGGUGCUCUCCCCUUGUGAGAAGACCAGCAUCCCUGCGAAGUUGUCUCCCGAUCAGUUCAACCUUCGGCUGGAAGGUGGACACUGGCUUAGGUUCAGAUUAAGGGACUAAUUAUUGAUAAAAAUCGUUAUAUCUGAUUAUAGAGCUGAUAAUCGGAGCAAAAAAGGCACUGUAAGAGCGCGCGCACAUUACAAACUUUUAGACGGCCGAUAAUUGAUUUGGGCUCAUAAAUCAGUAUGACGAUGAAUGGAAUGUAACACCGAUUAGAUAUUUGUUCGGAGUAGCAGCAGUGUGCGCGCAGGCUAAGGUUGAUCUUGAAAUUAUUUUUUACGCUUAUGUAACUUUGUUAUGUGCAUUUAUUUAGUAAUAUUAAAGAAGAACACAUACUGUGA